GCGUCCGAUCGCGCCACAUCUCUGGGAAUUUGGUUUAAACUCGAGUAAAUAAAUCAAAAUUAUUUUCGCUUUUUACGCGUCGGUCAGGUUUAUUCUGAGACGCCCUUUUCGUUUAUUACUUGAACCUGUCGUGUUUGGUUUUUUUUUUUUAUCAGAUCCUGUCUGGCAACAGGCCUGUCUCCAUUCAUUUGCGUUCUUAUUUAACAUAAAUACACUCAAGGAUCAGCAGGUUUUUUUAUUCUCUGAAGAAAUCGUCCGGACAGUUGCUGUGUCUGUUUCUUUUUCUCUCACUGGAAGGAUUUCGCAGGCCUCCUGCCACAUCUGAAAGCAUGAAAAGCACCACUACCAGAACUGAGAUGGAUUAUCUGAACCAUGAGGAGGACAACAGCAGCACCAACAGCACUGAGUGCACCUACCAGGACUGCUCCAAGAAGGUCCAACUGGGCAGAGAAUGCCCUGACUUAGACGCAGAGAGUCAAAAGUUCCUCCCUGAAAUGAACACGGGGAAGAAGAAGUAUGAGACUGAAUAUCACCAGGGCAACGCCUCCUUCGGCAUGUCUGUUUUCAACCUGGGCAAUGCCAUCAUGGGCAGUGGCAUCCUGGGUCUGUCCUACGCUAUGGCCAACACUGGCAUUGCUCUAUUUGUGAUUCUCCUCGUGGCUGUUGCCAUCUUCUCCUUGUAUUCUGUCCACUUGCUGCUGAAGACAGCCAAUGAAGGAGGUGCACUUGUGUACGAGCAACUAGGCUACAAAGCCUUCGGGUUGCCAGGGAAACUCGCCGCUUCCUGCUCCAUCACCAUGCAGAACAUCGGAGCCAUGUCAAGCUACCUCUACAUCGUCAAAUACGAGCUGCCCAUCGUCAUUCAAACCUUUCUGGGAGCAGGCAAUGGGGAGUGGUACACUAACGGAGACUACCUGGUGCUAAUAGUGUCAUUCACCAUUAUCCUGCCCCUGUCGCUGCUCAAGAAUUUGGGUUACCUUGGUUACACCAGUGGUCUGUCCCUGCUCUGCAUGCUGUUUUUUCUGAUUGUGGUGAUCAUCAAGAAGUUCCAGAUCCCGUGCCCUCUGCCUUAUGAAAUCCACGAUCUGGCCGAAAACUUGACCAAGGCGCUGAACGCCACCUUGGCCCAGCUCAACUCCACCGCUGUGGACUACAGCGAGGAUGACUGCACGCCGAAAUACUUUGUCUUCAACUCACAGACUGUCUACGCUGUUCCCAUCCUGACCUUCGCCUUCGUGUGCCACCCGGCCAUCCUGCCCAUGUACGAGGAGCUGAAAGACCGUUCCCGUGCCAAGAUGCAGGGCGUUGCCAACGUGUCCUUCCUGGCCAUGUUCAUUAUGUACCUGCUCGCCGCCCUCUUCGGAUAUCUGACCUUCAACUCACACGUGGAGCCCGAGCUUCUGCACACCUACUCCAAAUUCUUCAAGUCCGACAUCGUCCUGCUGAUCGUCCGCCUGGCUGUGCUGACCGCCGUCACCCUCACCGUCCCUGUGGUGCUCUUCCCUAUUCGUACCUCCAUCAACCAGCACCUGUCCAGCUCCAAGGAGUUCAGCUGGAUCCGCCACACCAUCAUCACCGUGGUCCUGCUGGCCAGCACCAACUGCCUGGUCAUCUUUGUCCCCUCCAUCAGGGACAUCUUCGGCUUCAUCGGCGCCUCUGCUGCUGCCAUGCUCAUCUUCAUCCUGCCGUCGGCUUUCUACAUCAAACUGGUCAAGAAGGAGUCCAUGAAGUCUGUGCAGAAGAUCGGGGCCACCGCCUUCCUCGUGUGCGGCCUCGUGGUCAUGAUCGGCAGCAUGACCCUCAUCAUCCUGGACUGGACACACAACGCCACAGCCGCCGCAGACACACAAGGCAACGGACACUAGACACUCCACCUCUGCUGUCGCAGCCAGCCGGAGGAGAGGAGGACGCUGCCGCCGCUGGACUGUGGCGCCCACGCAACCAAUGAAGACCCUAGCGUAAAAGAAGAAAAACACAAGAACUCUACUUGAUGCUCGGCUUUGACUUCCUGAGCAACAAACCAUUGCCAUUCCCAGAGGAUGUAUCCAAACUUUGUACAGUAUGCUGUUAUAGGCCACAAGGAUUGUGUUCUUUAUUUUCUCUUUUUUUUAUCGUAGCUUUUUUUCAUUGUCGUUUUUGCUCGUUUUUACUCUUUAAGGUCUUUUGUUGUAGUUACUGGUACAGCUGAAAACAAAUAUUUGAAGGUGCCUCAUGACAGAAACGACAUCGUCAAAAAUGCAGCUCACGCUCAGGUGCGGCGCUACGUGUGCGCUCGACUGCAGCUGUGACCUCAGAGCUCGGCAUCAGAGUGGUCCUGCUGAGAGAAGUACGUGAACCUCCCGAAGAUCAACAAGAGGCUAAGGACUUGAACGGUUAUCCACCUCAUAGACAAUUAAGUUCCUUCCAACAUUUGUUUCUUUUAUUUUUUCCGUAUCGCCAAAAAGUGUAUUUGUAAAGCAUCUUUGUAUAUUGAAAAGCACUUACUGUUUAGCACACUUGUGGAAAACCAAACAAAAACAACUGAUUUGUGAGUGUUUUCGGGCGAGGCCUCCUACCAAGGCUCCGUGACCUUUCGUGUAGCGUCAGCUUUCCUUGUAAAACAUAGUGUAAGUCAACAAAACCUGCCUUUUCAAGCCCAACACUGGGAGCUGCAGAGUAUCUCACACAGGGAACUCGUCUCAAACUGUAUUUACUCUUUUCAAACCUGCUGAAGAUCCGGUUGGGAUGGCGCGUGCGGCGACACUACUGCUUCGAAACCCUGGAGGCCAGCGAGCCUUCGGUUCCUGUCCCCGCUGCGCCCCUGCUCCGGGGCCGGCGGGGAGGGAAACUGAAAAUGUUUUUUCUUUAUGGGAGAAUAGCUUGAAUUUGACCACAUGCAGUGGUUUUAAUGUACCUGUUAAACUUGCAAAAAAACGAACAAACAAAAAAACAAAACCUAAAAAAGUAGAAGUCACUUGUGCUCUUCGACACUGAGAAGCAAACGUGUAAAGAGACGGCGGAGGAGAGACCAGAUUUCCAGUGUUCUAGGUACGGUCGCACAGUUUUCUGCCGAGAAAAAACGAUUCACACUGAAGAACUUGAAAGCUCGACGUGGGCCAUCUACCCGUCGAGUCGUGAGCCUCGUGUGCUUCCAACACUAACUUAACACAUCACCAAACUGUUAUUGUCCAGCAUCUAUUUAUGGAAAAACAGUGAAAUCAAUGUAAUUUAAUCUAUUUUACUAUAUUUAUAUAAUAUUGUAUGUAUAUAUAUGUGUAUAUAUAUAUAUAUAUGUCUACUGAGUUCAACUGUAUAUAUGCUUUGUUUUUGUUUUUUUUGUUAUAACUUUUUUUUUAAACGAUAAUGAAUUUGAGCUGUAAAACAAAAAGUGCAAAGCGCCCGAAGCUGGUGAGAUUCGUGAUGUUUCAUUUGCAUUGAUGCAAACGAGCUCGCGCCGCUCGUCUCCACUGAGACUGACUGAAUUAUCCUGGAUCAUCCUUCUGUGUCGAGUCUGUGAAAACUGUUACAUGUGGAAACCACAGGGAGAGAGGGCAGCAGCAGUCUGCUUCAGUUUCGGCCUUUGAACAACAACCUGUAUUAGCAGAGCGCUCUGUGCGCCCGUGUUGGUUUAGAGACAACGUGAGCCGUCUCUUGACCUCAGGAGCAAAGAGGGCUUUGCCCACCAGUGUUACACUCUUGUUUCAAUGAAACACUAUGUAUAUCCUGUAAUUAAUGUCCAAUUAAAAUCAAAGAUAAUCUA
This is a messenger RNA of Limanda limanda (common dab), 3739 nucleotides long. RefSeq names its product solute carrier family 38 member 2 (gene slc38a2). The coding region runs from base 330 to 1865 and encodes 511 amino acids. Gene Ontology annotation, biological process: amino acid transmembrane transport; L-glutamine transport. The transcript is spliced from 16 exons. The record is from RefSeq and is a predicted model, not a curated record. NCBI's taxonomy places the organism in Eukaryota, Metazoa, Chordata, Actinopteri, Pleuronectiformes, Pleuronectidae. Gene Ontology annotation, molecular function: L-glutamine transmembrane transporter activity.